Eutrema salsugineum is the source of this 2817-nucleotide messenger RNA. RefSeq names its product putative DEAD-box ATP-dependent RNA helicase 29. Gene Ontology annotation, cellular component: nucleus. NCBI's taxonomy places the organism in Eukaryota, Viridiplantae, Streptophyta, Magnoliopsida, Brassicales, Brassicaceae. The transcript has 11 exons. Bases 104 to 2644 code for a protein of 846 amino acids. Gene Ontology annotation, molecular function: RNA binding; RNA helicase activity; ATP binding. The record is from RefSeq and is a predicted model, not a curated record.
CAUCUUCUUGGCUUAGAAAACCUAAAAUUUGGGGAUUCUCUGCAAGUAGCACAGCCUGCAAAUCCUCAGAAGCGGCCCUGAUCUCUGGUAAUCUAGAUUCACCAUGGUUGCAGGAAAUGGGUUCCUGGUGAGCUCAGUCACUGAGCUUCACCGGAAAGAGAAACAGAAGAAGAAAGGCAAAUCUGGAGGGUUCGAGUCUCUAAACCUCGGUCCUAAUGUGUUCAAUGCAAUCAAGAAGAAAGGAUACAAAGUUCCUACACCGAUCCAGCGAAAGACGAUGCCGCUCAUUCUCUCCGGCGUCGACGUCGUCGCCAUGGCGCGAACCGGUUCCGGUAAAACCGCGGCUUUUCUCAUCCCUAUGCUGGAGAAACUCAAACAACACGUGCCCCAGGGAGGUGUUAGGGCGCUCAUCUUAUCUCCUACUCGUGACUUGGCCGAGCAGACUCUGAAGUUCGCUAAGGAACUCGGAAAGUUUACAGAUCUUCGUGUUGCCUUACUGGUUGGUGGAGAUAGCAUGCAACUCCAGUUUGGGGAGUUAACAAAGAGCCCUGAUGUCAUUAUUGCAACUCCUGGGAGACUUAUGCAUCUUUUGGAUGAGGUAGAUGACAUGACACUUAGGACGGUUGAGUAUGUGGUCUUUGAUGAGGCAGACAGUCUGUUUGGUAUGGGUUUUGCCGAGCAGUUGCAUCAGAUUCUAGCUCAGCUAAGUGAGAACAGGCAGACUUUGCUUUUUAGUGCCACCUUACCAAGUGCACUUGCAGAAUUUGCAAAGGCUGGUUUGCGCGAGCCUCAGCUUGUUCGGCUUGAUGUUGAGAACAAGAUAAGCCCGGAUUUGAAGCUUUCUUUUUUAACCUUACGACCCGAAGAGAAGUAUGCUGCAUUGAUAUACUUGGUGAGGGAGCAUAUAAGUUCAGAUCAACAGACCUUGAUAUUUGUCUCCACAAAGCAUCACGUGGAAUUCGUCAACUCACUGUUUAAGUUGGAAAAUAUUGAGCCAUCUGUAUGUUAUGGUGAUAUGGAUCAAGACGCACGCAAGAUUCACGUGUCAAGAUUCAGAGCGAGGAAGACUAUGUUGUUGAUUGUGACAGAUAUUGCUGCUAGAGGUAUUGACAUACCAUUGCUUGAUAAUGUUAUAAACUGGGAUUUCCCUCCGAGACCGAAGAUUUUUGUCCAUCGGGUGGGAAGAGCUGCUAGGGCUGGUCGUACAGGUUCUGCGUAUUCCUUUGUUACACCUGAGGAUAUGCCAUAUCUGUUAGAUCUUCAUCUGUUCCUCUCAAAGCCGAUCAGGCCUGCACCCACUGAGGAUGAGGUCUUGAAGAACAUGGAAGAAGUAAUGAACAGAACUAGCCAAGCAAUUGAUAGUGGAGUAACUGUUUAUGGUCGUUUCCCACAGAAAACCAUUGAUCUUAUUUUUAACAAAAUCCAAGAGAUGAUCGAUUCAUCUGCAGAGUUAGAGUCCCUUGAAAGAACAUCCAAAAAAGCUUUUCGCUUGUAUACAAAAACAAAACCCUCACCGUCAAAAGAGUCAAUUAGAAGAGCAAAGGAUUUGCCCCGAGAAGGCUUGCAUCCCAUCUUUAGAGGCAUAAUCGAAGGUGGGGAGUUAGAGGCAAUGGCAUUUUUUCAGAAAAUUAAAAAUUUCAGACCCAAGCAGACAAUACUUGAAGCGGAAGGUGAAGCUGCCAAAUCCAAAAAUGUGAAGGGUCCUCCUGGGCAAUGGGUUGAUGUGAUGAAGAAAAAAAGGGCCAUUCAUGAGAACAUCAUUAAUACGAGACAUCAGCAAAAUCUUAAGAGUUCCAAUAAUCAUUUGGAGAUGGAAGCUGAACCUACUACCACUUUUGACGAGGACAAGAUAUCAGGAAGCAAAUUUGGCGGUAAGAAAAGGAAGGCACAACAAAGCUUCAAGGACGAAGAAUUCUAUAUCAGCUCUAUACCAGUAAAUCAUCAUUCAGAGGCAGGGCUAUCUGUGAGGGGUAAUGAAGGGUUUGGAUCAAAUAGGUUGGACGCUGCUGUUUUAGAUCUAGUUGCAGACGAUGGCCAGGGCAUGAAGCAGCAAAAAACAAAUUAUCACUGGGACAAGAAAAGUAAGAAGUACAUCAAGUUGAACAAUGGAGAUCGCGUAACAGCCAGUGGAAAGAUAAAGACAGAGAGUGGACAUAAAGUGAGAGCAAAGAAGACAGGGAUAUACAAGAAAUGGAAAGAGACGUCUCACAAGAAAGUAUUCGGCCAAGAGGAUGGUGAUGCAGACGAUAGGAGAAGCAUGCCAGCAGGUAGAGAUGGCCGAGGCGGCAGAAGUGGGAAAAGAUUGCAAGGAUCAGUGCCUAACGCGCAUGUGCGUUCAGAGAUCAAAGAUCUGGAGCAAGUGCGCAAGGAGAGGCAGCAAAAGGCGAACAAAGUGUCUUAUCUGCAUAGCAAGAGAGGUGGCCGAGGCGGCGGGGCCAGGGGAGGUCGAGGUGGUAGCAGCAGGGAAUUUGGUAGUGGUGGAAGCGGGAGGGAUUUUGGCAGUAGAAGUAGUAGAGGCGGAAGAGGUGGUCGUGCUGGCGGCGGAGAUUUUGGCAGUCGCCGGGGUGGUAGUAGCAGAGGUGGUAAGAGAGGAGGAGGGGGAGGAGGAAGAGGUGGUGGAGGGAAACGAGGGAGGGGCAGAUAGCCGUGAAGACUCUUUUGACUCGUCAAAACUUAUGAGCUUAAGGCAACUAUUUAUUUUCAAAAUGUUACAUCACUCAAAUUUUGUGCAACACUGUUGUAUCCUCGUUUGUUUUCUCCAAUUUUUGUUUUUCUCUAAUAGCAGUUGUCAAAAACAGAAAAAACGAUAAUUGACAA